This is a messenger RNA of Mytilus trossulus (common blue mussel), 1917 nucleotides long. RefSeq lists its product as uncharacterized. The record is from RefSeq and is a predicted model, not a curated record. Lineage: Eukaryota; Metazoa; Mollusca; Bivalvia; Mytilida; Mytilidae. The transcript has 7 exons. The coding region runs from base 1 to 1314 and encodes 437 amino acids.
AUGACUGAAAACACAUCGAAAUUGCUUAAAGAAGGCGAGCUAAGCAGUACAGAUGAAGAAGGAUAUUCAUCAGAAUCCAGGAGAAAACGGAUGAGACGGUCAUCGUUAUCUGGUCCCCUGAGGUCCCAUUUACCCCAAAGAGUAUCAUCUUGGAAACGACAUCAUGCUUCAAGGAUUGGAAUUCAUUUUGCCAAGCAAUAUGUGCAGGGACUAGACGGGUUGCAGCCGCACACUGAUAAAACUUUGAAUAAUCUCACGAAGGAGCAAACUGAAUAUGUGAAUAUAGUUAUGGAAUAUCUAACUUUCAAUUUUGUUUUAAAAGAUUUUGUUGGAUUUCCUGAAGAGAUAGUCCGAGAAAUUGACAAGAUUAUAGAAAAACUAAAUCAAGAUGACCUGCAGAUUCUCCAAGAAGAAGAAAUAAAAGAGGAAGCUAUAACUGGUCUUCUGGAAAAUUUAAAAGAAGAUAACUUGCCAAAUAAGGAAGAUAUUGUUAGUCAUGUAGUAAAGCUUUUAGCACACAAAGCAAGAUCAGAAAUUUCAAAAAAAGCUUUUCAAAGAGUGACACCUAUAAUUAAUGUGCAGAAGUUUAUUUACCACAUUAAGAAAUUUAUAGAUGAUAUAAUACGUUACAAUCUUGUGAAGAAAUCAAGGUUGGGUGUACCUGAAGGAUUGUUAAAACAGCUUUUUGGUAAAUUUGCAGAACUAUGUUGCUUAGAGGUAGAAUUUUGCAAUCAAGCUAAUCAAUCUGUUUGGGAAAAUUUAGAUGGAAUAGAAAAGGUAACUUCUGAACCAGAUCUGAGACUUUACAAGUGUGGAUUUAAUAAUGAGUACACAGGAGAAAUGAUAUCAGUUACCAUGGUUACUGAGGUAAAGCCCAGUGAUGACGAUUUUGACAGUAAUGAACCACCAAAAAAGAAAUAUAAAUGGGGUCCUAGAGAAUCAGCUACAGAUAUAUAUAGUUCAGCAGAAGACAGUGAUACAAUAGAGUUGGAUGUUCGUGACUCUGUGCUUGGAAAGCAUGCCGGGGAGCUAUUGUUAGAUCUGCACAGAGAAUUUAUCAAUAAAGAGGCAAAUUAUUAUGAAGAAGAUAGAAAAAUAAAUAUGCUAGGCAUGAUUGUUAAUGGUACAUAUGUUUACUUGACUGUGUUAGAUAUGACCUGGAAACACUAUCAGAAGUUAAGGAAUAACGAAAUACUGGAUGAUAAUGAUAAAGCUACUAUCUAUUAUACCCAUGCAAGAAAUAUCCUGCAGGAAAGGUCUCGAAGAGUUUUAAUAGAGGAAUUUCUGAGAUUCAACAACAUGGAGUUGACUUGAUUUUUAAGAGAUUACCCUAACUUUACUGGUAUCACAUGGUAAGCAGAACUGAGAACUAACAUGUGAAUGAAAGCCAUAAAAGCUACAUAUAUAUAUAUAUAUAUAUAUAUAACUCUAAACCUAGAGACCUGCUGAUGAAAAGAUUGAGAUAUUCUGCUAGAAUCUUUUGUAAGGCUGAGUAAUAAAAAGUAAAUUAUUUUUAACACUGCAUAUAAAAGGCUUUUCAAUACCAAUUUGCUAAACUUUUUAAGUUUGAAUUCAUCUCUACAAACUGAUCAGCUUGAAAAAUAUUACAGCUCAUUGCUUGUAAAAGAUUGUUUGUAUGAAACAAGUUCAGUGUAAUGAGAAUUAUUACUACCAUCAAAAUCCAGUGAUUGAAUGUCUGUUUUGUGACUUUGGAACAAUUUUGAACUCCUACUUAUAAAGAACACAGGUUCAAAAAAAGUUUGACUUAGACAUGAAAACUUUUGCCAUAAUAACAUUUUAUAAGUAAUUGUUUUUAAACAUUGUUUUGUUGGCCAGUUAAUUAUUGCUCUGUUAACUAUCAAGAAUUUAUUGUAAACUUGUAAUGUAAAUGUUUUUUUUCUGUUAUAAUUACUGAUG